AUGGUGGACGCAGAAGACAUGAUCACAAGGAUCGAACAAAAGUCUCGAAAGAUCGAGAGUUUAAUCAAACAGUACAGGCCGGUAGAAGCACUCAAAACCGCUCUCGAAGGAUCUCCACCCAAAACCAAAGAUGAAAGAUGCAAGUCUGCAAACUGGAAUGUGGUGCAUAGAGCAAUAAUGGCAAUAAAAGCUGUGGAUCUAAUGUUUUCCUCUUUGGACCCCGAGUACUAUGAUAUCCUCAUGAAGUAUUUGUAUAGAGGAUUGUCUACAGGCGAUCGCCCGACCUGUGAACAAUGCCUAAAGAUUCAUGAAAAACUAACACAGAAAGCCGGUCUUGGAUGCAUUCUACGAGCACUAAGCGAUACUGUCAAUCAGGUUAAAAAAGAGAAAAAAAACAAGAAAGUUGGCGAUUUGUGGAUAGGAAAAGGGGCUUCACACAUGGAAUGGAUGGCGCUAAUCAAUACAUUGGCGGAGGUGAUGAUAGUGCCCCUUAAUGGUGUCAAAGUUGUGGUAUUACAGGUGUUAUCGGUGUGA
Molecule: messenger RNA, 534 nt
Organism: Helianthus annuus (common sunflower)
Lineage: Eukaryota; Viridiplantae; Streptophyta; Magnoliopsida; Asterales; Asteraceae
Product: actin-related protein 2/3 complex subunit 5A
Exons: 6
Coding region: 1-534 (177 amino acids)
Biological process (GO): regulation of actin filament polymerization; Arp2/3 complex-mediated actin nucleation
Cellular component (GO): actin cytoskeleton; Arp2/3 protein complex; cytoplasm
Molecular function (GO): actin filament binding
Source: RefSeq, a predicted model, not a curated record